GGCGGAGCCUCCGAGCGCGGCCUCGGCCCUCGGAGGGGGUUUCCCGCCAUGGCGCGCCCCUGGCCACGCCCCCUCCACAACUACCGGGUCCCUGUGCCCGGCGCCAUGGGAGCCGCGGGGAGCGUGGGGCUCUGCCUGGUGCUGAGCGCGCUGCGCCCCACAACCUGCGGGGCGCUCUUCCCCUGCCCUGACUGCCCCCUAGCGAACUGCCUGAACGACACCCACUGCGGCUGCGCCCCCGGGCACCGACCCCCCCCCCUGGCCCCGCAAUGGAAGCGUCCUGGAGAGCUGCGAUGACAUCAAUGAGUGCCUGGAGCUGCCCCCCCCGUGCGGCCCCCACCAGAGCUGCAGGAACAGUGUGGGGGGGUUCAGCUGCAGGUGUGACCUCGGGUACCGCCCUGCGCCCCCCCCCCACCGGAGCCCCCCCCAUGGAGCAUCCCCCAUUGCACUGCAUUGACAUGGAUGAGUGCAUGGAGGGGGGGUCCAAGCUCUGUGGGGGGGGCUCCAUCUGCAUCAACACCCCCGGGAGCUUCGAGUGCCUCUGCCCCCCCGGAUACAGCGGGGACCCCCCCGGGCCCUGCUGGCCCGUGACCGUGCCCCCAGAGCUCUGCGAUGACAAGCGCUCCUGUGCCCUGACCGAGGCCCUGACCCUCCUCCAUGGGCGGCUGCGGGAGGGGGGCGACCCCCACCUCAUCCUGCAGGACCUGGUCUCUGCUCUGGACGCGGCUCUGGGGGGGGGCUCCCCUCCCCCUCCCCCCCCCCCGCCCCCGGGCUCGUGCGGGGGGUGGGGCCACGGCUGCCCCCCCCCCUCCCCCCCCUCCAACGGCUCCGGGGUCACGGCCAGUGUCAGCUCCGGGAGCACCGAGCUCCUCCUCUCCCUGCACCGGGACCCCCCCCCCGGCCCCGUCCGCAUGGAGCUGCCCACAGUGACCCUGAGCGUGCCCGGGGAGGUGGCCUGGGACCGGAACAGCGGGCUGGCACUGGUGGCGCUGCUGGUGCAGGGGGGGGUGGGGGUGGCGCUGGGGGGGGCUCCCCUCGAGGGGGAGGGGGCGGCGCUGCCCCCCCCCCGCCUCCUGACCCCCGUGGUCACUGCACUUGUGGGGCAGCCCCGCCCCCCCCCGACCCCCGAGGUCACGCUCAGCUUCCAGUACCGCCCCCCGCCGCCGCGGGUGCCGGGAGCUGGAGCCCCCCCCCCGGAGCCCCCCCCGGCAGAGUCACGUGUGCCUGCAGUCACCUGA
Messenger RNA from Melopsittacus undulatus (budgerigar), 1238 nucleotides. Its product is annotated as formin-like protein 20. Gene Ontology annotation, molecular function: calcium ion binding; microtubule binding. Bases 270 to 1238 code for a protein of 322 amino acids. The record is from RefSeq and is a predicted model, not a curated record. The transcript has 12 exons. Gene Ontology annotation, cellular component: cytoplasm. Lineage: Eukaryota; Metazoa; Chordata; Aves; Psittaciformes; Psittaculidae.